Molecule: messenger RNA, 2562 nt
Organism: Pecten maximus
Lineage: Eukaryota; Metazoa; Mollusca; Bivalvia; Pectinida; Pectinidae
Product: splicing factor 3A subunit 3-like
Exons: 17
Coding region: 87-1592 (501 amino acids)
Biological process (GO): mRNA splicing, via spliceosome
Cellular component (GO): spliceosomal complex; nucleus
Molecular function (GO): zinc ion binding; RNA binding
Source: RefSeq, a predicted model, not a curated record
GUUAAGCAUUUAUUAGACACUGAUCAACACGCAUCGCCGGUGCGUAUGUUGAAUAUAUUCAGAGGAGGAUUUGUAUUUAUCUAACGAUGGAGGCUUUAUUGGAACAGCAGCGUCGCUACCAUGAGGAGCGAGAAAGACUUACAGAUGCGAUGACAAAAGAAAUGCUUCAUCCUGCAAAACCGGGCAGAGAACAAAUCAAUUCUGAUCACAGACUGAGGCAUUUGCUUGAUAGAUAUCAAGAAGGAACGACAGAACUGAAAGAGCUGUAUGAGGACAAAGAUGGCUUAAGGAAAGAGGAAGUGCAGGCUUUAUCAGGACCAAAUGAGUUUGCCGAAUUUUACUCCAGAUUAAAGGGAUUAAGAGACUUUCAUAGAAAACACCCGAAUGAGAUCAGUAUACCUAUGUCGGUGGAGUUUGAUGAACUAGCAAAGGCCAGAGACAACCCAUCAGAUGAAGGACAGUACCUGGCUGAAUUUGCUGAUGAAGAAGGUUAUGGCAAAUAUCUUGAUCUUCAUGAGUGUUAUGAGAAAUAUAUCAACCUGAAAGGAAUUGAGAAAGUAGAUUACCUGACUUAUAUGUCGACGUUUGACCAACUGUUUGAAAUUCCAAAAGACAAGAAGAAUGCAGCAUAUAAAGAAUAUUUGCUGUUCCUGUUGGAGUACCUGGAGGGUUACACACAAAGGGUGCGACCUUUACUGGAUAUUGGCGACGAAAUGGACAGUGUAAAGCUGGAGUUUGAAGCACAGUGGGUAGAUGGCUCAUUUCCAGGCUGGCCAAAAGAGGCAACAGGUGCAUUGGCCCACACAGGUGCCCAUUUAGAUCUAUCUGCCUUCUCUUCCUGGGAGGAAUUGGCGUCCCUGGGAUUGGACAGAUUAAAGAGUGCCCUGAUGGCGUUGGGGGUCAAGUGUGGCGGUACUUUAGAGGAACGAGCUAUACGAUUAUUUAGCACAAAAGGCAAGAACUUAGAAGAUCUGGACCCAGCAUUGUUUGCAAAAUCUAAACCUGGUCGGGCAGGCAAAAGUCGAGAUACAGAACGACAGAGGGAGAUAGGGCACCUUGAGGGCCAGGUGUACAGGUUUGCAGAAAUACUGGGUGAACAGAGGUCCUCAACUCGUGAUAACGUUCAGAGAAAACAGGCACGGACUGGUGAGGAGAGAGAGGAGUCUGAUGAUGAACAGUAUGCAGAGUCAGAUUCAGAUGAUGAUGAUGAUGUACCAUACAACCCAAAGAAUCUGCCACUUGGUUGGGAUGGAAAGCCAAUCCCAUACUGGUUGUACAAGUUACAUGGCCUAAACAUCAGCUAUACCUGUGAGAUAUGUGGAAACUUCACAUACAAGGGACCUAAGGCAUUCCAGCGACAUUUUGCUGAAUGGCGACAUGCUCAUGGAAUGAGGUGUCUUGGGAUCCCAAACACUGCUCACUUUGCCAACGUCACACUGAUAGAGGAUGCCCUAGCUUUGUGGUCAAAAAUCAAGUCUACCAAGGAAACAGACAGAUGGAAGUCAGAAACAGAGGAAGAAUACGAAGAUACAAGUGGGAAUGUAUUUAAUAAGAAGACAUAUGAGGAUUUAAAGAGACAAGGUUUAUUAUAGUUCUGUGGAGUACAGAGGAUGUGGUUUGUUGGUCCAGAUAUUAAACUAGAAUUGCCAUCGAUACAGAGGGAAACAUUGGCUGUUAUAAGCUGCUUACUGGAAAUGACGUGUUGGUCGGGAUACUGAAAAACCUACAAGUGUCAUAAAUACAUAGGUAGGGAUAGUCAGUUAAACUGUGUACCGCAGGACGAGUCUGGAUACAGGCUCAAAACAAAAAGUCUCAUUGAUCAGGUUCUAAUACUAGAUUCAAGUGCAAUUUUUCAUUCAUAAUCAGAAGAAAAUUAAACUGUGAAUAUUAAUGAGGAUGUUUCUCCAUUUUUAGCAGGUUGUCAGGUUCAUUGCACAGAAUUCCAUAUUGCUGUUUCUUGGAAAUAUAUUUUUGAGGUUGACAGCUCAAGAUCAUUUGUACGAGUAGAUCAAUGACAAGCAAUUACUUCUCCCCUGACAUCUCAUAUACAUAUGUAAUGCCCUAGUGGUUUCGUUCCUUUAGGGAUUGGGAUGUCAUACAUUAAGUUAGAGCUUCAGGGUUAUAGGGUCAAGGUCACAGUUACUAUUUUUAGCACUUGACCAAUAUAACUUGAACGAGUUAAGUUUCAGGGUUGUAAGGUCAAGGUCAUCAGUGAAUGUUGAAUCACGAAGGGAUUUGUUGAUUGCAAUGUCUUGUUGCCAUCUAAAAUAGGAUUAAUGUGACUUCAUUAACAUAUUUCAUAAUUUUGACAGGUAGUAAUGAUCUUACUGGUCCUUCAUAUACAAAUGGUACAGACCUGUAAAUUAUAGAAGUCUCCCCUGUAUUACCUGUGACAAUUCUACUGACAUCUAGCCACUACAUCUGUUGUGGAGAAAUACACAUGUAAUAUAAUUGUUUUAAAUGUGAAAUCAUAAUUCGAUAUAUCACUAUUCUUCAUUCAGAAUCGGUACUCGCACAUCAUGUACAAAAUAUUUUUCAUUAAUUAAAUGACUAUCAACAUAA